AUGCCCUCCCAAGCCGCCCAAGACGAAUUCGACGCCCUCUUUGCCGACAAAGACUACCAUUCUCUCCCCCACCCUGAAGACCGCGACGCCCGUUCUGACCACGACGACUCCGACAAGGACGCCCUCCCCGAGCACUUCUACGAAAAGGACGACGAGGACGACGAGCCCGAGGCCUCCAAUUCAGACAUGCGCGCCAACUACUACCUCCCCCAGCGCCGGGGCGAGAUGAACACGGGGCCCAAGGGCGUCAUUGCAGACGCUCACGCCUUUGAGCAGGCGAAGCGGGCCCGCCGCUUCUCGCUGUUCAGAGGGAAGGAUAACGCCCAGAUGGGCUACUCGGUGUCGGUGUACACGGACGACAAGGACAAGGGUAGUGAGGACGAUGCUGAGGAGGGCUUCAUGCAGCGAUGGCGGCAGGCACGGCUACGAGAGCUGCAAGGAGCUGGCAGGCGGAUUCGCAGCCGGACGAGCAGCCCUGGGAAGCGGGUGUAUGGGAGCUUAGUCAAUGUGGAUGGGGAUGGGUUUUUGGAUGCCAUUGAGAAGUCGGCGUCGGAUACUGUGGUUGUGGUGUUCAUUUACGAUGAUAUGUCUGAUAUCAGCUCCAUGGUCGAGGACUGCGUGAGGAGACUAGCGAAGCAGCACUCGUCAACACGUUUCGUGAAGCUGCACUGCGACGACGCCGAGAUGGAGAGGGCCGGUGUGCCCGCCAUACUCGCAUACAGAGGCGGCGACAAAUUCGCUGGCCUUGUCCCCGUCAUGGACGAGAUCCCCGAUGACGCUGAGCUGAGCGCGAUGAGUCUAGAGGUGGCGUUGAAGAAACACCAAAUCCUGUUCUAA
Molecule: messenger RNA, 837 nt
Organism: Mytilinidion resinicola
Lineage: Eukaryota; Fungi; Ascomycota; Dothideomycetes; Mytilinidiales; Mytilinidiaceae
Product: thioredoxin-like protein
Exons: 3
Coding region: 1-837 (278 amino acids)
Biological process (GO): regulation of G protein-coupled receptor signaling pathway
Source: RefSeq, a predicted model, not a curated record